Messenger RNA from Fusarium odoratissimum NRRL 54006, 767 nucleotides. RefSeq lists its product as uncharacterized. Lineage: Eukaryota; Fungi; Ascomycota; Sordariomycetes; Hypocreales; Nectriaceae. The transcript is spliced from 2 exons. The record is from RefSeq and is a predicted model, not a curated record. The coding region runs from base 90 to 767 and encodes 225 amino acids.
AGCGCCUCCGGGACUUGAGCGAGCUUAAAGUACCUCCUAUCUCGUCAAAUAAGCUCAAGGCAGAGCUCUGUUUCCUCUCUCAACAUCAUAUGCAGUCCGAAUUCGAGUCCUCAAUGUCGACGUCCACAAAGGACGAGACACAUGUCCCUUUAGAUCUUGGGAUAACGGACAUGAAACAUCUGAUCAAGCGUCCAUCCAACGCCUCAGCAAACUCGGAGAUGAACCAGCCAUCACCCAUGAUCCUCGUCGAAGAGUGCCGCUUCCAGUGGGAUAUCCCUCACUACCCUGAGAUCGACGACUUGGGCCAUGCCCAAUCACCAGGGCACGAGAAUCAUCCGACAUCGAAAUCUCUGGAACACCGCAAGGCUGUCUUGAAUUCGUUCGACUGGCGGAACAAGAUACUUCUCGAGCUGGAGGAACCCCCCUUCCUGGCUACUGUCGCUACCGCAAAGUCUGUCAUGAAACAGCUUCUCGAUCUGGAAAUUGAGGAACACUGUAUCGAGGGUUUCGGGAGUUCGGAAGUAGUCCAACUUGUCGACACGUACAAACUGCUUCGCGAUGACCAGACUUGUGGCCUACGUUUGCUCUAUGACCAGGCCAUAGAUGAAAAGAACCGACAUGCACCAACUGACAGGAUUGACUGCAUUCGCUGGGUUUGCUACUAUAAUCCAAUCAUGACUCGAGCUCUUGAGUUGGCAUACAAGUACUGCAGGGAUGACAAGGAACGUCUUGUUGUAUAUGUCGAAGAUCCAUGGAUUCAGUGGUAA